Messenger RNA from Xylona heveae TC161, 2584 nucleotides. RefSeq names its product tRNA-dihydrouridine(47) synthase [NAD(P)(+)]. The coding region runs from base 157 to 2463 and encodes 768 amino acids. Gene Ontology annotation, molecular function: tRNA dihydrouridine synthase activity; flavin adenine dinucleotide binding; metal ion binding. The record is from RefSeq and is a predicted model, not a curated record. Gene Ontology annotation, biological process: tRNA processing. The transcript is spliced from 3 exons. NCBI's taxonomy places the organism in Eukaryota, Fungi, Ascomycota, Xylonomycetes, Xylonales, Xylonaceae.
AGACGCUUUGCUCAGUCUACGACUCUUCCUGCAGACAACGGAAAAAGAUCCGCUCCCUUGAUGCGAGGGGUACUUCUCUGUUCAUCAUUGUAUCCGUACCUUUGUGGAUCAUACUAGGGAAUUUCUUUACCCCAGCGAACCAAAGCCAAUAGCACCAUGACUGCCCCCGAAACCCAGAUAUCUAAUGAGGCACAAUUGAACCCUCUGGAACCCUCGAGUACUAUAAAACGGCCAUUGCAGGAAGAUGCGAAUGGGUCUGCUCAGCCUAUUUAUGCUGAGGACUCUGCUGUGACCAAGGCUGAAAAGAUCGAACGCAAUGGUGCGCUUCCGGCGCAACUGGGCGACAAUGAAUUCGAGGAGUCCCCCGCGAAGAGGCAAAAGAUAGAAGAACCGGCUCCAAAGGAACGAGUGAAAGGCGUGGCGUCGAUCAAGUCUGAAUAUCUCGUCUAUCCUCCUGGCAGCAAGCAAUUUAAAGAGAUAAAGAAGAUCAAUACGGAUGACAAAGCGGAGAGUUCUGGACUGGAUUCCCGAGCGGAGGCGGAACCCGCAAACAAGAAGAAGAAGGGCAAAUCCAAGGGCCAGAACACAAAUCGCCAUUUUGGUUCCUCUCGAGACGCCCUGCAGCUUUGCACUACUCGCCAGUUUGCUCCUGAAUUCUCGCCUCGCGAGUGUCCAUUUGGUGAUGGUUGCAGAUUUGAACACAAUCUUAGAAAAUACCUACAAGAAGGCAAACGGGACGAUUUGAAGACAUUCGAUAGUGUAUGUCCGGUCUGGGCGGCUCGAGGCUUUUGCAAUUCCGGGUGGAAAUGCCGCUUCGUGGGAUCUCAUUCCUUUGAGAGAGAGAUCGCUGGUGGCCGGAAGGAAUUGGUUCUUGUGGAGGAUGAACAGCGCAAGACUAAAGGUGGCAACACGGAUCCGUUCGAAGCCGAAACGGGCGUCGUCAACGUCGUCAGUGCGCGUCAGAAGAUUGAGUUGACGAAGCGCAAAGUCCCAACGCCAAAGUCCGACCUCUAUAAUCCUUGGCUUGACAAGACUACUCGGGAAUCGGAAACGACACGCCCAACCGAAGACACUGAGGGUGAUAAUAAAGAGCAAGGAACUGAAGGACAGAAUGGCGUCGAGACAGACGAUAAAAAGGUCGAACGCGAAGAGAACCGUGCCAGAUAUACCGAGCCUCCUCUGCGGCCAUCGGAAAAGCGACGCCUGUAUUUUGGUCCCGAGACACCGAUUCUUGCACCUCUCACGACCCAGGGAAACCUGCCAUUUCGUCGCUUGUGCGUUGAUCUCGGAGCACAAGUGACAUACUCUGAAAUGGCGAUGAGCUUGCCAUUAGUCCAAGGCUCCAAGUCAGAAUGGGCCUUGAUGAAAGCUCAUGAAUCCGAAGCGACACCUCCAGCAUUUCGCGGACGUGGCACCGUGGUAACUGACUACGACAACUCAAAGGAUCUCAAGUUCGCCGCCCAAAUAGCGGCCAAUAAGCCGUGGCAAGCCUUGAAGGCCACAGAAAUCCUCACUUCCCUAUGCCCACAUCUCCGCUUCGUUGACCUCAACUGCGGUUGCCCAAUUGACUUGGUUUAUCGCACGGGGGCGGGAUCUGCCUUGCUCGACAACCAUUCCAAGCUCGAAAAGAUUUUGAGAGGAAUGAAUGUUGUUUCGGGAGAGGUUCCGGUAACAGUCAAGAUUCGAAUGGGAACCAAAGACAAUCGGCCGACCUCGCAGAAGCUCGUAGAACGAUUAGUUCUUGGCGGUCAUGAGGCAAAUGAGAUGGGCAUCGGGCCAUGUGGAGUUGCUGCGAUUACGCUUCACGGACGAAGCCGGCAGCAGAGAUACACGAAGAGUGCUGAUUGGAGCUACAUCUCCGAAUGCGCUGCUUUAAUCAAGCGGUUCCAAAAAGAACGUGACUCGAGAGCAGACACUGUCCACGAGGCUGAUCCUCGAGACCUUUCGGCCUCACAGGAUGGAAAAAUCUAUUUUAUGGGCAAUGGCGACUGCUAUUCUCACGUCGACUACUAUAAUAAUCUGGAACAAUCCAAGGUCGAUUCCAUCAUGAUUGGUCGUGGAGCGCUGAUCAAACCUUGGGUUUUCGAGGAGAUUGAGAAAGGACAGUACCUAGAUAAAUCUGCUUCCGAGCGAUUGGAAAUGGUGGAGAGGUUCGCAAAGUAUGGUCUCGAGGCCUGGGGUUCCGACGAGAUUGGAGUUGGCAUCACCAGGCGAUUCCUUCUAGAGUGGCUGAGCUUCGCAUACCGUUAUGUGCCUAUCGGCAUUUUGGAACACCUUCCCCCCAGUCUUCAAGAUCGCCCGCCAGCAUUCCGCGGCCGAAGUGAUCUGGAGACUCUUCUCGCAAGUGAUAAUUAUAAGGACUGGAUCAAGAUUAGUGAAAUGUUCCUUGGCCCUGCACAUAAAGACUUCAAAUUUGAGCCAAAGCACAAAUCGAACAGCUACGAGAUUGAGGCGGAGGGAUAGUCCUCAUAUUGUACUUUUAUUCUCUUGUUAGAGCUAUGGUUGAUCUUCUAAGCAUUAGACGUCAAGUUAAUUCAAGAAAUGCGCUGUAUAAAAAAGGAAUACUUGAUUUAGGAGCAGGCGA